AUGUCGCCAAUGAGGAACACUAGGACUUUCUGGCUGGCCCUUGCCGGCCUCAUCGCCAGUCUUGGAAUUUCUGCCAGCGAAAUCACUUCCUUGGAAAUCAUCCCUCCUACCGGCCCCUUCAAUGUUGGAGUCAGCAAGCAUGCAAUUAACUUCACCAACCCAAACGACCCCUUCGCACCAGGCAACGUCACUACCCAGUACCUUGCCACCGUCUACUACCCAACUCUGGAGAGCCCACCCUGCUCUCCCUCGCCUUACCUGCACCCAAAGGCGGCAGAGAUCUUUGAGGACUACUGGGGCUUUGUACGGGGCAACUUUUCCAACCUGACAUCGUCGUUCCUACACUGGGGAGCAGCACCAGCGUCCUCCGACGCCCUCAACCACAGCACACUGAUCUUUGGUCCCGGCGGCCUCGGCCCAUCGGUCGAGUUCAACACGAUGCUCCUGUCCGAUCUAGCCUCCAAGGGCUACGCGGUCGUCGGGAUAGACCACCUGUACGAGCAGCCGUUUGCGUGGUUCCCCAACCCUGACGCGCCCGGCGGCGGCGGGCCGACCAACCCGGGAAAGGACGUCCUGGGCACCGAUCCACACCUCGACGGCAUCGCGGACCAGGCCUACCUCGACCUGCACGCGGCGCGCGAGCGCGAGAUGCUGCACGUCGUCGAGCACGGCUGGCCGGCCCUCGUGGCGGCGCAGGGCUGGCCGUUUGCCACGGCCAGCCUGGGCCUGUUGGGGCACUCGUUCGGCGGGUCCGUCUCGCUGUCCGUCGCGGCGCAGACGUCGAGGGAGCUGGUGGCGGCCGCGAUCAACAUGGACGGAUCCAUCUUUGGCGGCGUCCGGGACGCGACGAAGCCGGCGCUGCUGCUGAGCUCGUCGUUCCACAUCGGCGGGCCCGACGGCGACCCGUCCUUUGAUGAGUUUGCCGAGAGGCAGACUGGGUGGUGGCGAUGGCUGCACUUUGAGACGUUUGGGCACCUGAGCUUUGCAGACAUGGCCUUUUUCAACGAGGUCGGUCCCAAUGCCAUAUCUGACUUUUCAAAGGGCACUGUGGAGGGCGCUAGGGCUGUCGAGAUCACUCGCGGUGUCGUGGCGGCGUUUUUCGAUCGGUGGGUCAGGGGUGUCGGUGAGGAUGGUGGCCUCUUUGAUAGGCCUGAGGGGGUUUAUGAGGAGGUUAGCCUUGUAAGUGGUGGGAAUGGGAGUCUGUCGCUAUAG
Messenger RNA from Pyricularia grisea, 1212 nucleotides. RefSeq lists its product as uncharacterized. The coding region runs from base 1 to 1212 and encodes 403 amino acids. The transcript has a single exon. Lineage: Eukaryota; Fungi; Ascomycota; Sordariomycetes; Magnaporthales; Pyriculariaceae. The record is from RefSeq and is a predicted model, not a curated record. Gene Ontology annotation, molecular function: 1-alkyl-2-acetylglycerophosphocholine esterase activity.